AUGUGUAUUAGUACAGCAUUUAUCUUUAUUUUGGGAGUAGCACAAAUAGUGGAAGAUGUUUAUCUUGAAUUGUACAGUUUAGGUAUUGGUACACAUAUAGCUGCUGGUCUAAUAUCCGAAGGACUUAGUGAUAUAUUUUAUGCUGUAUCGGCUGCUAAAAGUGGUUAUUUUAGUUGGAGUGAUUAUGGCGUUCAUAAAAUCAAAAGUAUUUUUAUAACAAUUGCGACAACGGGUUUUGCUGCACUAUUAUCAAAAGGAAUUCGAUUUUCUCGUUUUGGUUCGAUGUUAAUUAAAACUAUUGUCAAUGUCAUUGUUGAUGGAUUUGGUAAAGCAUUACGAAACAUGAAUCAAUCAAAAUUUUCCAAUAAUUAUAUCGAAGUGGCAUCAAUAUUAGCAACUACUUAUAGCACGAUUAUGAAAGGUGUUGCACAUGGCAAGACCAUUUUGAAUAUACUGACGGAAACAGACAAUUUUCUUGAUAGUAAUAUCAACAAAUUAGAAGAAAAAGCUAAACAAUGUUCACAAGUAACAAAAUCGAACCAAGCGAAUAUAUCUGAUGAUGCAGUAAAUGAUUUUAUUGAUAAAAUAACAGAUGAAUGGACUAAAAAAAUAGAAUCGAAGAUCGAUACAGAUGUUCAAAUAAAUAUUAUUGAACCACUUCUAUGCGAAGGUGCUCAAGCAUUAGUAAGGAAAAUUGGAAAAUCAAUUAAAACUUAUCAUCAAAGUCGAAAAGAGAAUCAUCUUCUUAAAAAAUUUCAACAUACCAAAGCUGAAUAUGAAAAAGAUAAAGAAAAUAUAAUGAUGAAUUAUGAAAACGAGGCAGAUCGAAAAAAAUUUUUAGAUGAAAUAAAAAAUAAAUACAAUCAAAAUUUAUUAGUUAUAAUAACUAAAACUAAGAAUCCAAAUUUAGUUGCUAGUAUUAUCGAAGAAGGUGGUCCAAUGGAUAUGACAUGUAUUUAUGCUUUGGCUAAUGUUUCCGGUAAACCGAUUCGAAUCAAUAAUGUUGAUGGUGCAACCUUUCCUAAUUUAAUUUGUUCACAAAAUGUUAAUCUUAAUCAUACUCAAGAUGAUAAUUAUCUUUCUAUUGAUGUUAUUCUAGAAGAUGGAAUUACUGCAUUCGGUCAUUUUCUUCCAUCGAGUAACACGAUUGACAAUUGA
This is a messenger RNA of Rotaria sordida, 1158 nucleotides long. Lineage: Eukaryota; Metazoa; Rotifera; Eurotatoria; Philodinida; Philodinidae. The record is from the annotation of a GenBank genome assembly.